This is a messenger RNA of Neopelma chrysocephalum (saffron-crested tyrant-manakin), 1816 nucleotides long. RefSeq lists its product as uncharacterized. NCBI's taxonomy places the organism in Eukaryota, Metazoa, Chordata, Aves, Passeriformes, Pipridae. The coding region runs from base 1 to 804 and encodes 267 amino acids. The record is from RefSeq and is a predicted model, not a curated record. The transcript is spliced from 5 exons.
AUGUGGGGUGCGGGAUGUGGGCAGAGAGCCCCCUCGCUUUCCUCGCCGCCCCCGCCGCCGCUCCGUGAGGACCGAGCGAUGGCAACGAGCGAUCUCCUACACCAGCCCGGCCGUCCCGGGCCGAUCACCCGUCCCGUCCCUGCGGGGACGGACCCUCUGCCCGUCCCGAUCACCGAGCCUGUGCCGCUGUCGUGCUCCCCCCGGGGCCGCUCCGGGGGGACCCGUGGCGGGGAGGGGCGGAUGCGGAGCAGAGUGGGGCAAGGGAGCGGAGGGCGGCUGCCGUGGCGGCGGCGGCUCCCGCCCGCCCGGCUCGCUCGCAGCCGUUCUCCGAGAUUGGUAGAGAGGGGAGAAGGGGCGGGGACUGUGCCCAGAGCCUCGGCGGCCCGUGGCUCCAGGAAAAAUAAAGGAUACAGUGCUGAUGAAACUGGAAAGGUUGAUAGGUUUCUGCAGCCAGAAAAAAAAAAAGGAGCAUAUCUUUGUAUGGGAAACAAAAUAUAUGAGGACUAUGGCAAGGAGACAAAAAUGAAAAAGAGGAUGGAACUGAGUAAGCAAAUCUGUAAAGAUAGGUUUGAUGCCUUUGUCAGUGGAGAAUUAAUCACAGCUGUCCGACAUCUCAAGUUUUGCAUGAUGAUCAUUGAACAAAAUGAGUUUCCCAACAAGGUGCAGGAGGAGUUUUCUGAAAUACCUGGUAGAGACCACGUCCCAUGUUGCAAAUAUAGCACAGAUUCUGACCACUUCAUUGUGAUCCCAGGAUUUUUUGAAAAACCAAGGGGAGACAUGUCUAAACUUUCCAUUCUUGGCUAACAUGAACACAGCAUCCCAGCCCUUGCUUUGCCUCUGUGUGCUCACAGGCAAGUUGUAUACCCAAAGUUCUCCCUCAUUUUGAACAUUUUAUGGAUUGUGUGCCUUCUGAAAUGUUCAGUUUUUAUCAGGUUCACAUCCUAUUCAUUGCUCAGCCACAUAACCUAUGGAGGAUGAUUGGCAUUCAUACUUAGAAAUGCCUUAUGCUUUCCUACCAGUAUGAAUUAUUGCUUUCAUCUCUGAAUUUACAUACACUGAUGCUUGUGCAGAUUCUAGACAUAUUUGGAAGGAAAUGCAUUUCAAGUGAUUGAUAGAACAAAGGUGGUUUCUAGUUCUCAUCAGACUAUUCUUUAAAAUAUAUCACAUAACUGACUGACUUAGUAUUUUCAUCACUGCAUUUAGUUCAGACUCACCAAAACUGAUUCUGUCAAGGUGGGUUUGUCUUUUCUUUCCAGAGAUUCGUGCUGAAAUCCAAUCUGUUCUGCAUCUUCAAUGUUUUUGGGGUUUUAUAUUCUGAUGCUACUGAUGCCACACUUAGAAGAAAAAAAUACUCUAGUUCCUUACAGUUUCCUCUUUGCUUAUAUAGCUGGAAUUUGACUGCACCUCAGAAAUGGUUUUUAUUCAGUGUUAUAUUGGGUUUGUGUGGCAAGAUUUUGGUAGUGGGGGUGGGGGCUACAGGAGUGGUUUCUUUGAGAAGCUGCCAGAAGCUUCCCCCAUGGGCUGAAAGAGCCAAAGCCAGCCGGCUCCAGGACAGACCCACCGCUGGCCAGGGCUGAGCCCAUUGCACCUCUGUGAUAACUUAUUUAAGAAGGGAAAAAAGUCAUUGGACAGAAGCAAUUGCAGACAGAGAAGAGAGAAGUUAGAAUAUGUGAGAGAAACAGCCCUGCAGACACCAAGGUCAGUGAGGAAGGAAGGCGAGGAGGUGCUCCAGGUGAAGAACAUGCUGAGGCAGGUUGUCCCCUUGCAACCCGUGGAGGUCCAUGGGGGAGCAGAGAUCCACCUGUAGCCCAUGGAG